GCCGACGCAGAAUGUGGCCGCCUUUGGUGUCACCACCGGAAUGAGAAGGCAAUGCUGCUUGGCUGGGUGCAGUCUCAGACACGCCGGAUAGCAUCUACCGGACGAAUCUGCGCCGCUCUCGUCUACGACCCUGUCUGGCCGGCCGCCGAUUACCGUGUAUACGCUGAGAUGACACGGCUAGCUGGUGGUCUGGCCGGUGGUGCCGUGGUUGCUGAAGCCGUCUCGGGUCAAGCCAGUGCUGCCGGAUGGGGCAGUGCAGCCGCCAACACUCAGGACGCCGGUAUGGUACCGGACGGAACGCCCUGCUCGAAUGGGGUCAGUCUCUCUGCACAGCACCACUUGACUCUGACUGGGCCACAAUGGCGCUAG
Protopolystoma xenopodis is the source of this 369-nucleotide messenger RNA. The record is from the annotation of a GenBank genome assembly. Lineage: Eukaryota; Metazoa; Platyhelminthes; Monogenea; Polystomatidea; Polystomatidae.